Molecule: messenger RNA, 7920 nt
Organism: Helianthus annuus (common sunflower)
Lineage: Eukaryota; Viridiplantae; Streptophyta; Magnoliopsida; Asterales; Asteraceae
Exons: 12
Coding region: 142-7701 (2519 amino acids)
Molecular function (GO): ATP binding; helicase activity
Source: RefSeq, a predicted model, not a curated record
AAUGAAUCCCAGGCUGGAGCAAUUAGGGCAGCCCUUUGUAAAGUGGAAUGUUGUCACGGUUCUUUUGUAGAGCAGAUAUGGGGACCGCCUGGAACUGGGAAAACAACAACCGUAAGUGUCCUGCUGUUUAUUCUUCUGAAAAUGAACCGUAGGACACUUACAUGUGCACCAACGAAUGUUGCUAUAGAUCAAGUAGCUUCACGUCUGCUCAAUUUGGUAAAGGGAUCAUUCAAUACUAUAACUGCAGGUGGAGAUUUCAUUUAUUGUAUUGGAGACAUACUUCUGUUUGGUAACAAGAAAAGGUUAAAAGUGGGUACAGAGACUGAAGAAAUCUAUCUUGAAGGUCGAAUUAAUAGGCUUACAGAGUGCCUUGGGUCUUUCAGUGGUUGGAAGCAUUGCAUAAGAUCUAUGACUGAUUUACUUAAAAAUUGUGUUUCUCAAUAUCAUGUUUUUAAGGAAAAUGAAUUGAUCAAAGAAAAACAAUUUGCUGCUGAAAAUCAAAUCAAAACUAAAGCAACGAAGUUGGAAGUAAACUCAUUCAUUGAGUUUGUGCGUGAUCGAUUCAGUGUGUGUGUGUCACCACUUAGGAGAUGCAUCAUAACAUUGUUGACUCACAUUCCAAAAAGUUUUCUAAGGGAAGACAAUUUCCAAAAGAUGGUAUCUCUUUUAGAUGAUUUAAGUUUUUUUAAAUCACUAUUGUUUGAGGAGAGUUUGGUCUCUGAAGAGGUUGAGCAGCUUUUCACGUUUAUACCAUUGCAAACCGAUCUUGAUAACUUGGGUGAUAUGUCUUCAAUCAGUUUUGUUAGAGUCAAGUUAUUAUCUGUUCUAACAACUUUGCAAAUAUCUCUUGAAGGACUUGGUCUUCCAAAUGUUUUGAACAGAACUGCAAUAAUGGACUUCUGUUUUCAAAAUGCUUCCCUUAUCUUUUGUACCAGUUCUACUUCAUACAAGUUGCAUACUGUUGAAAUGAAGCCUUUGGAGAUCUUGGUGAUAGAUGAAGCUGCCCAAUUAAAAGAGGCUGAAUCCACUAUUCCUCUUCAGCUUCCUGGGAUGAAACAUGCUAUUCUCAUUGGAGAUGAAUACCAGUUACCUGCAAUGGUUUCUAGCAAUGUAUGUAUUGAAUCUGGCUUUGGAAGAAGCUUAUUUGCCAGACUGAGCUCUUUGGGGCAUUCUAUGCAUUUGCUUAAUGUGCAGUACAGGAUGCAUCCUUCUAUAAGUUUUUUCCCAAAUUGCAAGUUUUAUCAAAAUCGUAUUCUGGAUGCAGAAAAUGUGAUGCGUAAAAGUUAUGAAAAACAAUAUCUUUCAGGACCCAUGUUUGGUCCAUACUCGUUUAUAAAUGUUGUUGGUGGAAGAGAAGAAAAGGACGAUGAAGAUCGAAGCUGGAGAAAUAUGGUCGAGGUAGCUAUUGUGAUUAAGAUUGUACAAAAUCUCUACAAAGCAUGUCAAGACUCAGGGAAGAAGCUCACUGUUGGUGUUGUAUCUCCUUAUGUUGCCCAAGUUGUUUCCAUUCAAGAAAAACUUGCUCAAAAAUACAAGAAAUUUGAUGGAUUUUCAGUAAAGGUGAAAACCAUUGAUGGGUUCCAAGGUGGAGAAGAAGAUAUUAUUAUCUUAUCAACAGUAAGAUCUAAUAGCCAUGGGUCUGUUGGCUUCUUGUCUAGCCCUCAAAGGACUAAUGUAGCUUUGACCAGAGCACGACACUGUCUCUGGAUACUGGGCAAUGAGAGAACCCUCACAAAUAGUGAGUAUGUAUGGAACGAUAUAGUUUGUGAUGCAAGGAAUCGCCAUUGUUUGUUUGAUGCUGAUGCUGAUGAAUGCUUGAAGAUGACAAUCAUAGCUGCAAAGAAAGAGCUAGAUCAACUUGAUGAUCUGGUUAAGGGGAACAGUGUUCUUUUCAAACAUACAAAAUGGAAGGUCCUCUUCAGCGAUGAUUUUAGAAAAUCGUUUGGAAAACUGACAUUUGCUCGCUUAAAGAAGGUUGUUUUAAAUGUUUUACUGAAACUUUCUGUUGGUUGGCGGCCCAAGAACCGAAGUGUAGACGUUUGUUUCGAAAAUUGUUCAAAAGUUCUGAAAAAAUUUAAGGUUGAAGGUCUAUAUAUUAUUUGCUCAGUUGACAUUAUCAAGGAAGUCAAUUACAUACAAGUUCUAAAGGUUUGGGAUAUAUUACCCUUGGAGGAGAUUCCUAAACUUACAAAACGACUUGAGAGCAUUUUUUCUGCCUACACCGAUGAAUAUAUUAGUCGUUGCACAGCAAAAUGUUUGGAAGGAAAUUUUGAAGUUCCUAGGAGUUGGCCGGCAUCCCAAGAAUUCAUCAAAUUUCGUUCUUUGAGCAACGGUGAAGGUGAUAGAGAAGCGAGUUUGAUUCCUGGUGAUGGUAGAAUUUAUGUUGAAAACUCUAAAGUGAGUGAAAGUUUAUUGCUCAUGAAGUUUUACUCGUUGUCACGUGGGGUGGUGAGCCAGUUGCUUUCUGCUAGAGAAUUUGAUUUACCAAUGCAAGUCACCGAUGAACAAAUGGAUAUAAUUCUAUUUUGCAAAAGCUCCUUCAUAAUUGGGCGAUCCGGAACCGGUAAAACCACAGUUUUGACAACAAAAUUGCUCCAAAACGAACUGAAUUUCCGUGUUGCUUCUGAAGGGACUAGUGAAGCAGAAAUCAACCGAAUUAGAGAUGUUGAAUCUAUUGAUGACUCUGAAAGUAGCAAACCGUGUAUACUUCGCCAGCUUUUUGUGACAGUGAGCCCAAAACUGUGUUAUGUUGUAAAGAAACAUGUUUCCCACGUUACAAGUUUUUCAUGUCAUGGAAGUACGUCAGCAGAGAUCAAUCUUGAGGAUGCGGAUUCUAUGUCAGAAUUUAAUGAUAUCCCUGACACAUUUGUUAAUAUUCCCUUGAAAAAGUUUCCUCUUGUUAUAACAUUCCAUAAGUUUCUAAUGAUGUUGAAUGGCACUUUAGGGAGUUCUUAUUUUGAAAGAUUUCAAAAGACAAGAGAAGGUUCUCAUGGUAACCAUAAAAGUUCAGGUGUUGUUGCAUUGCAAACGUUCAUAAGAUUAAAAGAGGUUACAUUUGAUAGGUUUUGUUCUCUCUACUGGCCCCACUUCAAUUCAAAUCUUAAAAAGAAACUUGAUCCUUCUCAAGUAUUUACAGAAAUAAUUUCUCAUAUCAAAGGAGGCUUGCAAGCAGGGGAAUACAGUGAUGGAAAAUUGAGCUUUGAGGGUUACUCUUUAUUAGCCAGAAGUCGUAGUUCUACUUUAACACAACAAAAAAGAGAGACUGUUUACUCCCUCUAUCAAGCCUAUGAAAACAUGAAAGCUAAACGUGGGGAAUUUGAUUUGGGAGAUUUAGUAAUUGACCUUCAUCUUCGACUUAAAAAUGGAAAAUAUGAAGGUGACCAAAUGGAUUUCGUAUACAUUGAUGAAGUUCAAGAUCUUAGCAUGAGACAAAUUUCUCUUUUCAAGUAUAUUUGCCAAAAUGUUGAUGAGGGUUUUGUUUUUGCUGGUGAUACCGCACAAACAAUUGCACGAGGCAUUGACUUUAGGUUCCAAGAUAUCACGUCACUAUUCUAUAAGGAGUUUUUAACCUGCAAAGCAACCGGAAUACAAGAGAAAGGUCGUUUAUCUGAGAUUUUUCAAUUAAAACAGAACUUCAGAACUCAUGUGGGUGUUCUUGAUUUAGCACAGAGUGUUAUUGACAUUUUGUACUGUUACUUUCCUCACUCUAUGGAUAUUUUGGAGCCUGAGACUAGUCUUAUUUCCGGGGAACCUCCAUUUUUGCUAGAGUCCCCUAAUGAUGAAAAUGUUAUUUUGACAAUCUUUGGUGGCAGCGGAAGUGGCCCAGAAGUUGUUGGUUUUGGGGCUGAACAGGUGAUUUUAGUACGUGAUGAUGUUGUGAAAACCGAAAUUUGUGAAUAUAUUGGAAAACAAGCUCUUGUUCUCACUAUCGUGGAGUGUAAAGGGCUGGAGUUUCAAGAUGUUUUACUUUACAACUUUUUUGGGACUUCCCCCUUGAAAGAUCAGUGGAGAGUUAUAUACAAAUAUAUGAAGGAACACGCUUGGCUCGAUGAGAAAUUGUCUCAAUCAUUCCCCAAUUUUUGUGAGUCAAGACAUAGUGUUUUAUGUUCUGAAUUGAAACAGUUGUAUGUGGCUAUCACUAGGACUAGACAAAGGUUAUGGAUAUGUGAAAAUAAAGAGGAACUUUCCAAGCCAAUGUUUGACUACUGGAAAGGAAGGGGACUCGUUCAGAUAAGAAAGCUGGACGAUUCGGUUGUACAAGCAAUGCGAGUUGCAAGCAGCCCUCAAGAAUGGAGGGAGCGUGGCAAAAAGCUUUUUUUCGAGAAAAAUUAUAUGAUGGCAACAAUGUGUUUCGAAAGAGCUGGAGACAAAAUGUGGGAGACUCUAGCCAAAGCUUCACGUUUGAGAUCAUUUGGUGAACAUAUUCGUGGAACAAAUCCUGAAGCUUUUAUAGGCUAUGUUAAAGAAGCAGCAGGAAUGUUUGAAUCUAUUGGGAAACUUGAGUCUGCUGCAUCUUGUUUUUGUGAUUUGGGCGAGUAUAGAAGAGCAGGAAAAAUCCAUCUUAAGCUUGGAAAGAUGGAUGCAGCAGCAGAAUGUUUUACUCUAGUGGGAUGUUAUAGUGAUGCAGCAGAAGUGUAUGCAAAAGGAGACGAGAUUUCUAAGUGUUUGUCGGUUUGUAGAAAAGGGAAACUUUUUGAUAAAGGAUUGCAGUUUAUAGAACAAUGGAAAAAGCAUUCUACUUUUCAAAGUAAAGAACUGGAAUUGAUUGGACAAGAAUUUUUGGAGCAUUGUGCUCUUCAUUUCCAUGUGCAAAAAGAUUUUAAAUCUAUGAUGAAGUUUGUCCGGGCUUUCUGUUCAAUGGAAUCCAAACGUGUGUUCUUAAAGUCUUUAGGCUGUCUUGAUUACCUUUUGAUUUUGGAAGAAGAAUUGGGUAAUUUUCUUGAUGCUGCUGAGCUGGCAAGGUCUUCGGGGGAUGUUUUAAAAGAAGCUGAUCUUUUGGAGAAGGCUGGUCAUUUUAAGGAUGCGGCGGUUCUAUUACUUUGGUAUGCAUUCUUUAGCUCGUUGUGGGGAAAUGGCAAUAAAGGUUGGCCAUUGAGGCAGUUUGCUCAGAAUGAAAAAGUUUGUAAAAAGGCAAAGUUGCUUGCAAAAACGUAUUCAGAAGAUCUCUACGAAUUUGUUUGUAGUGAGCUUAAAUUUAUUUCUGAUCGGCACGGUUGCUUGCUCGAGCUCAGAAAAGAUUUGCUUGUUUCUCAGAAAAACAAGAGUUUAAGGGGAGAAAUCUUUUUGAUUAGGAAAAUCAUGGAUUUUCAUAUUCGUUUGAAUUUCUCUAAGUAUGACUGGGAGGAUGAGUUACCAAUUAAUAUUAACAAGCACUGUGAGGACAAGACUUCUCAGAACCAAGUUUCUGCUAGAACACUAGUUUUUUAUUGGAAUGCAUGGAAGGAAAGGGUCUCUGAUAUUUUUGAGAGUCUUAAAAGCUUCCAUAAAGAACCAAAUGAAGAUGAUGGUUGUGUUGACUUUAUCUUAAAUUAUUUUGGGGUGAGGAAACUGUGUUUAAAAGGCAAUGUUGUUUACAUGUUGAUCAACGGGCACGCAGAUUGGAUAAGAAGUGCAGGUCAAAAGGGUCUUCGAAGGGAUGGGAAGCUUCUAACUAUGAAUAUUAGGGAUUUGGUGCUUUCUAUAAGGUCUUAUUGGCAGUCUGAAUUAGUUUCUGUGGGUAUAAAGGUGCUUGAAACUCUCGAAGCUUUGCAUAAGUCAAACUCAAAUGGAUCUGCAUUUCAUCAAAGCACAUCUCUCCUUCACAUUUUUGAGGUUUCCAAGUUUCUUUUAGACUGCGAGUAUGUUAACCCGAAAGAUACGAAGAAGUUGGAAAGAUAUCUUGGAAUUUCUCUAACUUAUUUUGAUCUUGUGUUUCCAUUGGAUUGGCGAAGAGCAGUCUCUGAUGAUUUGAUUUCUUUAAGGGAGACUGAUCUAUCUCUUAACUUGCUUGAGGAGAUUAUUCAUCAAAAUCUUAACAUCAGGGGUGACUUCACCUAUUGGACAAUUGGGAGGGUGAUGAUGAUAUGUCUUCGCUCUAGAAAACCUGUAGCACUUUACGAGCAUAUAACUAGACGGAUUCAAUGGAAUCCUGCAUGGAAGCAAUUUUUUGAGAAAUAUAUGAACGGUGGCGUUAAAGAUGUUUAUGUUUUUCAAGCACUGUAUAGUGCUUUGGAAGAUACUUUUAGUGCCAAUUGGAGACGUGCCGGCUACAUUUCACCUCACAGUUUUGUGUAUCUCUUGGAAAGUCUUGUUUUCAUGACAUCUUUUCAUUCAGGAAUCUUUUUCACUACAAAAUCUUCUUUUGCUGGAUGGUGUACACAAAUUCACUCUACUUCAACUUAUUUAGCACCCCAGCCAAUGAUUUCAAAUGCAAUACAUUUUAUUGUCGAGGUGAUUCAGCAUAUUCUUUACGAAAAACACGAUACUAUAUCAUGGAUUAAAAAUGCAAAUAUUGAUUUCUCGUAUUACCUUCCACUGUUAUCAUUGAAGCUGGUUAUGCUGCUUUCUUUAAUUUGUCUGCAAGUAUCAGAUUGUUCUCAAGUACUACUUGAUUUGCUGUCGGGAGAAAAUAAUAUUGCUUAUUUGCUUCCAAAGAAGUUUGUGUAUGGUCUUUUAAGGAGACGAACGGGCCAGUACUUGAACCUGAAUCCAGAAAUGGUUGGAGAAGCAUUUAUGAGCAUAGAGGAUUCUCUCGUGAUUGUGGGCUCGGGAAAUGCGAGUCCAAGAUUUCAUGCUCCUUGUGCUCUAUAUGUGGACGUUAGCAAAUCUAAAGUGGAGAUAAUGAGUGUGUUGUUUUCAAGAAACACUGUACCUUGUGUGCAAAAUCCAUCAAACGAUGAUGAUACAGUGACUAUUCUUGAGGCACCUUCUUCAAACACAUCACCGGAUGACAAGCUGAAUGUGAAUCCUGUUGAAGUGGAAUUUAAUUGGAAAGUUAUUGAAGAUAUAUCUGAAGCUAUAAAUGCGACGAAGGAAGUGGCACUAAACACCUUAUUUGCUGCAGCAAUGAUAAAGAAAGAAUUGGAUAAAAAUUUAGGCACGUUAGAAACUGCUUUUGUGGAUAUAAAAUUCGGUGCUGUCAAAGAUGCAUCAGAUGUACAUGAAGCGAAUCUUGCGAUUGAUGAUCUGAAAUUGCUUUCUUCUGCAUUCGGCACAAGCCGAAAUGAUGUGGAGCAUUCAGUUGUCUUGACGAGGGAGGUGCAAGGGGUUGUAGAAAGACUGCAAAGUCUUAGGCCAAAGAUAGAUGAUUUAUUGAACCAUUCUAUCACGAGUCAGAAAUCAAAGAUUGAGCAAAUGGGAGUGUCAGAGAGCAGCAGCACAACUGAGGCUGAACAAACAAGUGAGGUGAAUAAUCAAGUCAAGGGAACAGGUGUUGAUCUAGUCGUGGUCGGAAAUCAAAGCGCGGGCGGCAACAUUCAGAUAGCAAAAAACAAAAAAGGGAAGGGAAGGAAGAAUAAAAAGAGCAAAGGUAAAAUGGUAGUGUAUGCAGCGGGCAGCAGCACAACUGAGAUUGAACAAACAAGUGAAGUGAAGAAUCAUAUAAAUGAAACAGGUGAUGAUCUAGUUGUGGUCGAAAAUCAAAGUGCAGGUAACACUCAGGAAGUAAAAAACAAAAAAGGGAAGGGCAGGAAGAAUAAAAAGAGCAGAGGUAGAAAGAAAUGAUGUUAUGAAUCUAUGGAUACAUGAUCCUCUAUUGCAGUUGGCUUUUGAUUGCUUGUUUUCUUUUUCUGUUUUUUUUAUUAGCUAAGAUUUCCAAGUUUCUUGCCAAGGCUUUAAUUUGUAAUUUUACAAGGGCUGGGAAGAUCAUGUCUUUUGAGUUUUAAGAACCAUCGCUUUGUGAGGUGCCUAUGAAUAUAAUGGAAACGUCAUUAAAGUGUUCAU